CGCGCCCGUGACGCCAGCGCGGCGCGGCGGUUGGCGGCGCGGGGCCAAGAUGGCGGCGCUGCUGCUGCGGGAGCCGCUGAGCUCCCGGGCGCGGCCGCUGCCGCUGCCCCCCGGCGGCGGCUUCGUGCGCGGCCUCCUGCGGGACUGCGCCCGGCGCCUGCGUAUUCCCGAAGACAGUUUAUACGUGAAGUGCAACGGGCGGCUGGCUAAUGAUGACGAUGUUCUCCAGAAUGGCGUGGUUUAUAGCGUGGAGCCGAGGCUUUGUGGUGGAAAAGGAGGAUUUGGAUCUAUGCUGCGAGCACUUGGUGCACAGAUUGAAAAGACAACAAAUAGAGAGGCUUGCCGAGAUCUCAGUGGAAGGAGACUUCGAGAUGUCAAUCAUGAAAAAGCGAUGGCUGAGUGGGUGAAGCAGCAAGCAGAACGGGAAGCAGAAAAAGAGCAAAGGCGCUUGGAAAGGCUGCAGCGGAAACUUGCAGAGCCAAAGCACUACUUUAUAAAUCCAGACUACCAGCAGCAGUGUCAUGAAAUGGCUGAGCGGCUAGAAGAUUCAGUCCUUAAAGGAUUGCAGGCCACUUCAAGCAAAGUAGUGUCACCGGGAAGUGGCAAUAGUCGGAAGCGUCCAGGUGAAUCUGGAAAGAAUGGAACAAAAUAUGGAAAGAAACAGUGCUUUUUGCUGGGAUUGGAAGGAUUGGAUGAUACUGACAGUUCAGAUUCUGACAAUGACAGUGAAAAUGAUUCCCCUCAUGCAUCUGAUGAAAGUUGUCCAUCAGGCAGCGGAUACAGUGAAAAUGCUGGAAAUUCAAACAAAUGUUCAAACAGCCCUGAGGAUUCAGCAGAACAUAGUCCAGUUACUGAGAAGGCACCGGAGCAGCCAGACGUUAGUGGAGGAGACCUGCAAAGGGAGAUGCACAAAGAUGGGCAAGCUGAAAUUCCAGCUGAUGAAAAUAGCAAAAUGACAGAGCCCCAGAAGGAAGAGGCCCAGGAAAACAAUGAAGUAACCCAAGCCGUGAAAGAAGAGGUGCAAGAAAAUGUUUCUUCUGAAGUGCAGGAAAUGGACCAGUCACAGAGCACAGAGGCGGAACCAAUAGACCUAUUCGCAUUCAACUCUGCUGCUGAAAUGGAAGUGCUGGGAUUAGAUAAACUGAAGAUGGAAUUGAUGGCUUUAGGACUGAAAUGUGGAGGCACUUUACAGGAAAGAGCAGCAAGGCUUUUUUCAGUGAGGGGUCUCACUAGAGACCAGAUCAAUCCUUCCUUAUUUGCAAAGCCACCUAAAGGGAAAAAAGCAAAAGUUUGAAAUAUUUUGUGUCUGUGUAUUUUGUAAGUUUUCCUAUUCUAUUUCCAUUCUGUACUGCCACGUAGAAUUCUUUGUUGUCAUCAGAUAGUUUCUGUUUUUAAUGAAGUUUAGCUAACAUAACACAGAGUAAGUUGCUAAAUAGUGAGUUAGCUUUGUGCUCAGUAUAAAGGAGUGAUAUGGUAUCCUUUACAAAUGGUUAUAACAAGUCUUAAUGUAACAGAAUCUCUGCAGAUGGGAAGAACUAACUUGAAUAUAUUGAAUUUGAUGAUUCUAUGACACCAUCUCUUAUUUUAAGGAAUAUCAAUCCUUUCUUAGCUUUAUUUUGAUUCUCCUUUUGUAUGUAUUCAAGAUAGCACAGUUACAACUGUCAAAAGAUAAACAUCAAACUUACUAUCUAGGCUUAAAAGCUGAAGUUUCUUUAUAUAAAAAGAACAUUUUUAUAUGGAUAAGGUCAGUAUAAAUAAAUACUGUUCUGUGAAUUUGUGAGAUGUCAGGUAUUAAUAUGAUACCAGUUAUUGGUAUAAAUAUUUCUUUUAUAAGAACUAGAUAAAUAAACGAAUACACUGCUUUUGUUCUUGAAAAGUAUCUGAGUGAGGAAAAAGACUUGCAUCCUUAAGAAGCUGAAAAUAAUAAAUUACAUUUGUUGCUUGCUGAAGGUUGGUAAGAUACUGAGUGAUCAUCUGAACCUGAAUGGGAAAUUUAGAACAGUGUUUUGUUUUUUUUUUCCAAUGGUAAAAACAAUGGAAUAGUCUCUCAAGGACUUGAAUAUCUGCAGCAGUGGUGCUUUAUCCUGGAAUAGUGUCUGUAACCUUAGUGCUGGAUUUACCCUGGGAGGUGCUAUGGACCCUUGCUGGAAGGGCAGCACAUUUUCAUGACUGUGUGUGCAGCUGCCACUUCCUUUGUUUCAGAAGCUUUUAAGUAGCGUUCAGUUUGGUGCCUCAGAUUUUACCACUAUAUACCGGGGAAUAUUAUGGUCAUGAUCUACCUAUCAGAUUUUCUGGGAGAGACCUGAAAAA
This is a messenger RNA of Oxyura jamaicensis (ruddy duck), 2310 nucleotides long. It is a transcript of the gene SDE2, whose product is annotated as SDE2 telomere maintenance homolog. Gene Ontology annotation, cellular component: nucleus. The transcript has 7 exons. Lineage: Eukaryota; Metazoa; Chordata; Aves; Anseriformes; Anatidae. The record is from RefSeq and is a predicted model, not a curated record. The coding region runs from base 50 to 1294 and encodes 414 amino acids.